AGCAGGGAGGACAGGAAAUAGCUGAUAGAGAAGUGUGACCCCUCCGUGCAGCUGCACUGAGAGAGGAAGCCGAGGAAGGGAGCGACAGAGCAGAGAGCGAAAGAGAGAAGCGACACUGAUGCUUUUGACAGUGAGGCUGUGAGGCCGAGCGAGCAGUGCGAGUUAAACAUCAGAGUUGCUGACAUGAGUCUGUCUUCGGACUGUCAAAACAAGACCUUCACUCCCACGGGUGACAUGUCAGCAAAGAACCAACGCAGAAGGAGGCAACUGCAGUCCAGAAUGUGUUGUGAGUGCAGCGCCUCACUGUCCCACUGGUAUUAUGAAAAAGAUGGACGGCUUUUCUGCAAGAAGGACUACUGGGCCAAAUUUGGGGAGCUGUGCCACGGCUGCAACGACCCGAUCACCACCGGCCUCAUCAUGGUCGCAGGGGAACAGAAAUAUCACCCAGAAUGCUUCACCUGUCUGAACUGCAGAGCGUUCAUCGGGGACGGAGACACGUACGCUCUGGUGGAGAGAUCCAAACUCUAUUGCGGUCACUGUUACUACCAGACCAUUGUGACCCCGGUGUCGCUGCCGGACUCGCCAUGCUCUCGGAUCCCUCACACCGUCACACUGGUGUCGAUUCCCGCCUCCGCCGAGGGCAACAACGGACGCAGAGGGCGAGGUUUCUCUGUGGCCAUCGACCAGCCACUCAGCCCGACCAACGGCUACAGUCCAGAGCAUGGACGAACUGUCAGAGUCUCCCAGGUGGAUGCAGACUGCAUCAGUCCAGAUGUGAAAAACUCCAUUCAUGUUGGCGACAGGAUCCUGGAGAUCAACGGGACGCCAAUUCACAACGUUCCUCUGGACGAGAUCGACCUGCUGAUCCAGGAAACGAGUCGGCUGCUGCAGCUCACCAUCGAACACGACCCUCACAGUCAGGGGAGGGAGGGAGGCUCCUCUGAGGCCGAAGAGCAGGUGGACGGGCCCCUGUCCACCCCCCUGUCAGAGGGCCCCAGCCCCAUCCUGCCCAUCACCGAGCCCCCCAACUCCGACAUCAGCAACCUUAGAUCCCGCAUAAUCACGCGAAGUUACAGCAUCGAUAAGUCGCCAGGCUCCAGCAACGCAGCGUCACCCAUCUCCCAGAGGAAGGACAUCAAUCGAUCGGAGUCUCUUCGUGUCGUCUCAAAUCGGACUCACCGCAUCUUCCGCCCAUCUGACCUCAUCCAUGGAGAAGUGCUGGGGAAGGGAUGCUUUGGACAGGCCAUCAAGGUGACCCACAGGGAGACGGGGGAGGUGAUGGUGAUGAAGGAGCUGAUUCGCUUUGAUGACGAGACGCAGAGGACGUUCCUGAAAGAGGUGAAGGUCAUGCGAUGCCUGGAUCACCCCAACGUGCUCAAGUUCAUUGGUGUCCUCUACAAAGACAAGAGACUCAACUUCAUUGCAGAGUACAUAAAGGGAGGCACCUUGAGGGAAAUCAUCAAGAAAAUGGACAAUAACUAUCCCUGGAACCAGAGGGUCAGCUUCGCGAAGGACAUAGCUGCUGGGAUGUCAUAUCUACAUUCCAUGAACAUAAUCCACCGCGACCUGAACUCACACAACUGUCUGGUCCGAGAGAACAACACGGUGGUGGUGGCAGAUUUCGGCCUGGCUCGGCUCAUGGUGGACGACAAGCAUGAGGACAAGUUGACGCAGGGGAAAUUGUCCGGCCUGAAGAAGCCCGACCGCCGGAAGAGGUACACUGUGGUGGGAAACCCCUACUGGAUGGCUCCUGAGAUGAUCCAUGGGAAGAGCUAUGAUGAGCGAGUCGACAUCUUUUCCUUUGGAAUCAUGCUCUGCGAGAUCAUUGGCAGGGUGAACGCAGACCCAGACUACCUCCCCAGGGCGAUGGACUUCGGACUGAACAUUUCUGGGUUCCUGGAGCACUUCUGUCCCCCUGAUUGUCCACCCGCCUUCUUCCCCAUGGCUGCGGUGUGCUGUGACCUCGACGCAGACAAACGACCUGCUUUCUCCAAAUUGGAGGAGUGGCUGGAGAACCUAAAGAUGCACUUGGACAUCGGCCUGCCCCUGAUGUCAGAACUGGACCAGCUGCACAAGGCCUUCUGGGAGCACCACAGAGUCACACACCCCGAGAAUGGCCUGCACACCCACCCCGAACAGCCGGAGUAGGGCCGAGCAAAACGGGAGGAGUGGGAAGUCACAGAGUUAACCUCACGAGGGCAGCGGCCGCCUGCCCUCGCGGCGGUGCAGCGGCUGGCGGCUGGCGGCUGGCGGCUGGCGGAGUCGUGUAAAUACCCCUCGUUUCGAAGCGGAUGCAGCGGGCGUAGGCUGGCUCAGGCUUAACGAGUAGACUCAGGGGGAAAAUAAAUGUGGAUCUGAAAAGCCACCUGUGUGAGAUGCACACAUUCAAAGUCAAAUCAAGAGACAUUAACUACGAUAGCUCGAUUCUGCUGCACCCGAAGCUCAAGUGGAACAUUUCAUAUGCAAUCAGACCCAACUUUCGAAUCAUGACUCAGCUCUUGAAUUGUGUAGAUUCACACAUUAGUGGUCAUACCAGUCAAGAAUACUUACUGUACUUACUGUAGUGUGUAUAUUCACGUGGGAAAAGUAAUCAAAAACAACAACAAAAAAACAACACGUAAAGCAAACUUUAAGCCGCCUCACUUUGGGCCUCUACAGAGUACAUUGUGCAGUACGUGUUUGCAGGUGUUGCUGUGUGAGUUUGGUUUGAUUUUUGCUUUUGGUUUAGAUCUCAAAACUGAACUUCUGAAAAAUGCAAAGCAGAGGGUGCCGUGUGUCGUCACAGACACAAAGGUUCAGAUCCACUACAAGUGAAACACAACCUUUUAAGCUUUAAAUAGCUCAGUGAAGAGUGCAUGACUGUAAAUAAUGCUGUCCGGUCAAAUCCUGGUUCAUCGUGUCCCUCUGACCUCAUUUGGUCAUAAACCACUAAUCUACUCGUGUCGCUGCUCCUCCCCCCCUAUUUAUUGUGUAGCACUGACUUUACAUUGAGGUACACAUCUGCGGCAUAAACUUGGUACGUUGUCUCUCAAUUUUCCGAGCUGCUAGCGUAUCUCAUUCACAUCGACAUUCAUACACACACCGGUGUACAUAGCUGUCAACAUUGUAAAUGUUUUAAAUAUUAUAAAUGUACAGACAUAUUUUAUAUACGUAUGCUACAUUGCCAUAUUUUUAUUGGCCGACCAGUCGAAAUGGAGAGCAGAGGUGUGACUGCAGUGAAAAGGGCAAAGCCGAAGUUUUAUCUCCGUUUUUUUCUACAUUCUCACCACUGCGGUAGGUUAAAGGCUUUUAGGCACCAUAAAACAUCUCCGACCCAGUAAAUUCUGUCAUCUCUCUCCAUUUAAAAAGUAUUCAAAUGGUCGUCUUAGAGUUUUCAUGUAGCUCUAGAUUUGUGCUGGAAUAAACUUUAUCAUAAUACUGGAUUAUCUAAUCGCAUCAAAUUUUAGAAAAGGGGUUAAUGACCCUUUUAAACUUGCUGAAACUAAAUCUGCACAUUAUGAUCAACUCUAAUUCUAUGUGACAUUUUGAAGGCAAUCAACCUGUUACUAAUGAUUCACUCUCGUCUCAUGUACUGUGUAGUAGUUACGGUGUGGGGAUAAUGUCACCAGGUACUGCCUCAUCAUGUCAGCUGUCUGUCCACAUACCUGUCUGUCACCCUGCGGAUGACCCACUGUUUGUUUACAUGUAAAUACUAGCUGUAAAUAUCACUGUAAAUACGUGUCUGUCCCAACAUCUGUCUGCGUGCUUGGCAAAAUUCUGCGCACUCCUCAGAAAUAUUCUCUUAACACUGUCAGAUUUCUCUCUUGCACCUUCCAACAUAACGAUCUCUGUCUCUAAUCUAAAAGUCUUUUUUAAAUUUUUUUUUUUUUAAUUUCCUGCUGUCGUUUUCACAAGCUGCAUGAUGUACUAGCUAGGUCUGUUCAGCUUCUUAAACCGAGCUAUUUUUGUCUCUAAAUAUUGUGGUUUUAAAUAAGAAAACAGAGAAUGAAAGAAGAAAAAAAAGCCAACAGAGAAAGCCGGGUUAAAAAAAAAAAGGAAAUGAGAAAAAAAAAAACACAGCAUCUGUUUUUUUUAUAUAUACCCACUGAAAUCCUUUUGUAUACAUUUGAGUACUUUUAUUUGCACUAUAUUACCAAAUGGCUGCUUGAAGCCAUGUUUGUUAAUUUUUCUCUCUUGGGCUACUUGUGAUAAGGAAAUUAAUUAUGUCGGUUCAGGUUGAUAUAUGAAUGCAAGACACUGAUAGAGCCUUUCAACUGUAAAAAAUGGAUUCUGGGAAAUUCAUCCUCUCGACAGCAAACUAAAUAAUGUGAGGAUCGGCAACGUUUUUGAUUAUUUGGAUGCGUUUUCGUGCAACUUUUAAAUAGAGUUUUCGCAGCAGUCUGUUUGAUCCCUCAGUAAUCUUAAGUAAAAUCAUAUAUCUAAGGCAAUAGUGGUGAUAUUUUCAUUUUCAAGACUUAUAUAUAUAAAUAUAGUACCUUUAUUAUAGUUAAAUAUCACCUGAAAAGCAAAGUUGUUUGCUGCCAAGAGGAUGUGAUGUCCCAGCUCUGCCUGCUGCCUACAGACUGGUCCUUUGUGAAUGAUGUUCUGUGUUGUUUCUGACUGCUUGGUUUCAUAUGUGAUGCCCACAGAGGCUGCAACCACUGCUGGUCUCUCUGAUAUUAGAGCACUUAAACUGGCCUUCCUCACUCCUUCAUCAUACUCUUUUUGGCUCAGGGCCGUAAUUUUCUGGAGCUUUCUUCUUCACAAUUCAGUUACUUCAGCAGCUUAAUAGGAAAACAGUACUUAACAGUGCGAAGAGCAUGCAAACUUCUCUGAAUAUGUAGGCUGAUACCACAGCUACGCUUCUCUAAAAAACAAGCCCCUCCUGGUUGAUGUGUUCGUCCGUGGGCAUGUACUGUACACGAGUGGCUUUGCCAUGUUUCUUUCUCCAUUCCUGUCUGAGCCAUGUCGAGCAUGUUAGAUGUGUCUGUGAGGUCGUGUUGAUGAUCACUGAGAAUGUUGCCGCAGCACUUCUUUGCAAAGGAUCGUUACCUCUGAACAAUGCUGUGCCUUUGUUGUAAGCUAGCCUUGCCAACGACUCGAAAACAUGAACUGAUUUCCUUUUUCCUUUUUUUUUAAUGUAUCAUAAGUGCAAGCCUGAUUCAAGUGGAUUGAAUACCAUUGCUGAUACCAUGUUGUAUGAGAUUUCAUCUUGUUCUGUAUCAUAUUUAUAUUUUCCAGAUCUCCAUUGUCAGUUUUGAUAUUUUAAUAUUUCCUUUUUGUCUUAUUUAAUUUUUUUUACACAAGCUGUGAAAACAAUUCUGCACUUUAAUCCUGAACGUGAACAUUUAGACUCUGAGGAGGCGACUGUUUUUUUUUCCUUUUGUCACAGCUAAAAAUAAAACUGUUGCUCCUUAAACAAA
Messenger RNA from Stegastes partitus (bicolor damselfish), 5402 nucleotides. RefSeq names its product LIM domain kinase 1a (gene limk1a). Gene Ontology annotation, biological process: actin cytoskeleton organization; protein phosphorylation; positive regulation of stress fiber assembly. Gene Ontology annotation, cellular component: nucleus; neuron projection; cytoplasm. Bases 184 to 2148 code for a protein of 654 amino acids. The transcript has 15 exons. The record is from RefSeq and is a predicted model, not a curated record. Gene Ontology annotation, molecular function: ATP binding; protein binding; protein serine/threonine kinase activity. Lineage: Eukaryota; Metazoa; Chordata; Actinopteri; Pomacentridae.